AUGCCGGAGCCGCAGGCCAUCCUCCCGCUCCGCGCGCUCCCGCCGGACGCGCCGCUGCCCUUCCCCGUCCCCGCGCCGUUCCACCCACAAACCCCCGGCCCCGGCCCCGGCGGGACCGCCCCGGCCACGCCCCCGAACCCGACCCCUCCGCAACCGCAAACCCCCGCCGCGCCGCCUUCCUCCUCUUCGACGCGGCCGCCGCACCCAUGGGAGAUCGCCGCGCGAGCCUGGCUAGAGUCCUUCCCCGACGGACGGCCGCCCACCGAGCCCGAGGUCGACGCCUACAUCGACGUGCACCGCCCCGAGCUCCCCUCCCUUCCCCGCUCCCAGCUACACCAGCGCCUCCUCGCUCUCCGUGGCGACCAGGUUUUAGAUGCAGACCAGAGCGCAUUCCCGUACAGGUUCCAGCGAACUGAUCUAUGGAAGCCUGUGUACCAGUGGUUGGAAUCUCUUGAGCUGGACUCACUAGUUGCUACACAGCAGAUAUCAGACUGGCUUACAUCGAACCCAAAGAUAAUGGACAGGUUGGUUGAGAAACAUUCAAAAUAUCAUUUGAUUCACUACACCCAGAGGAUGCACUUGAAGAUGCUAAAAAAGAAGGGAAAGUUGCCAAAGACUCUGCAACUUUCUGCGGCUAGAGCCACAGUUCGACCAAUUGCUGCUGCAGUCACUCCAGAAGAAAACAUUGUGCCAUUACAGAAAACUAUACCUCCAGUGACAGGUAGAUUUCCCAGUGUCAGUGCAUGCAGACAACAAAGCGGUACUGCAGGCAGAUUUCAAGGUGGAAAUGCAACUCUUAGGGAUAAGAAGACGUCAUUGUCCAAAAAGAAAGAAGCUUUGCUCAAAUAUGAACUUUUGACAGACUUGCAGAACCAAUUGACUGCUGUGCUGUUAAAGCAAUGUCGUACUGUUGCCAUUAAAGAAACAGAUUCAUCAUAUGUGGAAUUUCCAAAUCAAGAGACUAACAUGAGUAUACAAGGGGCCACUACUGCAAAUGCUUCAGCCCCUUCUGAGGCAAAGAAGGUGUUUAUCAAUGAACAGUCAGUUCCCGGAGGAGCCCCAGAAAGUGAACCUGGGCAUAAGAGGAAGAGAAACCCUAUCAUCGUUACACCUGCAUGGUGUUAUAGUGAAGCAUCAGCAGAAACCUUGCAGAAUGAACCAAAUCCUAGCUCAAAUAGUGAUGGUUCAAGAAAUUUCAAUAUUUGGAAAGGACAUGCUAAUCCACUAGUUUCACAUAGAGAUAUUAAGAAAAAUAUAUUAUUCUGUCUUGAGGGACGUGAAACUGGUGUCAGCUGCUCUCAAGCUGCUUCUUAUGGAGGUUAUGCUGGACGAAAUUGUGAAAGAUGGACUCCAUUUCUUGAAGGAUGGAAUUCACCUGCAGUCCAGUUUGAAGGGCCUGCUGUACAUGUUGUGAGAAAAAGUUACCUAUCUUGGUGUCCAACUUCAUGUGCUUAUACGUCAAGUGCUCCUUCUGCUCAGCCUCAUGGCAGGCAAGGUAUCCGCAAAGUUCUUGAUGUAAAAUUUCAUCCAGAAGGGUUGCCUCAGCUUGUUUCUAGCUCUAAUGAGGCACCCAAUGAAUUACUGCUUUUCAAUCUUCUUUCUGGAAGGGCAAUUCAGCUUAGAGGCCACAAUACCAAGAUCCAGUCUAUCGCGUUUGCAGUCAAAGGAGCAAGUGUAGUGUCUUGUGCUUCUAAUUUAUUAAAGGUAUGGGACUGCAUUACCGGCUCUUGCCUCUAUACGCUGGGUGGUGAUGACCAAAAUUCAGUGGGGCAUACUCAGAAAAUAAAUGCUAUGGCAGUGAAUAAAUGGCAAUCAUGUCUUGUUGUCACUAGUGGAGCAAAAGGUGACGGGAAGCUUCUACUAUGGAAUGCUUUAAGAGGUGAACUUGCUUCUGAUCUAAAUUCGAACUUGAGGUCCCAGGAUAUGAUCUAUCCCUCAGUUGAUACAAUGGAGUUCUAUAGUGAGAAUCAUCUGGCAUGUGGAAGCGAUUGUGACUAUGGCUCAGCUGUGGUACAAUUAUGGGAUAUUGAUUCUCCAGAGUCUUAUUUAUCUUUCUCUGCAAGUGACUCUUACAUUACUUCCCUUAAAGUCAACCCUGCUGGCAACACUCUCAUUACAGGUUCUGGUGAUGGGACAAUUGGCUUAUUUGACAUCCGUACUUGUUCUGCAGUUAGCCACUUGUCAGUGGGAUCUGGUUGUGAGGUUACAUCUGUUUCAUUUAGCAACUGUGGCACCUAUUUUUCUGCUUCUAGCACAUCAAAUAAUACUUUGGUUUGGGACACAAGGCUUGUCCCAAUAAAUCAAAGCAAGGAUGUUUCACGAAGCAGAGAUAUGCGAUUUUUUCGGCCUUUACAUUGCUUUAGCCAUGGUAGUCAGAUGCCUACUGCAGAAUACACAAGUCAACUGCCAGGGGUCCCCUAUUCUCUUCCCCACCUGCAGGCUGCAGGUCCAAGGAGCACGAAGAUGAGCUCCUCCUCUGAAGAUGAAAAUCGAAGGCGGCAGCUUGCAGUGGAAGUCAUCAUGCCUGGGCCUAAUCCUGAAGGAGGUGCUGGUGCAAGCUCAUCAGUUGCAUCAGGCUUUGAGUAUCUUCUCUGUUGUAUGUUCAGUCAUGUUGAUGAGGGUGAUCAGGGGGUAAAUGCCACACAGUGGCUGCAUAACGAACCUGUACUUGUCACUGUCAACCUUGUGUCAGACAUAUCGUCGCUCAUACUCGAUGUGCUAAUGCGGUUGCUGUAG
Miscanthus lutarioriparius is the source of this 2736-nucleotide messenger RNA. NCBI's taxonomy places the organism in Eukaryota, Viridiplantae, Streptophyta, Magnoliopsida, Poales, Poaceae. The record is from the annotation of a GenBank genome assembly.